Drosophila obscura is the source of this 728-nucleotide messenger RNA. Its product is annotated as dynein light chain Tctex-type protein 2B. Gene Ontology annotation, cellular component: cytoplasm; cytoplasmic dynein complex. The coding region runs from base 131 to 691 and encodes 186 amino acids. The record is from RefSeq and is a predicted model, not a curated record. Gene Ontology annotation, molecular function: dynein intermediate chain binding. Lineage: Eukaryota; Metazoa; Arthropoda; Insecta; Diptera; Drosophilidae. The transcript has a single exon. Gene Ontology annotation, biological process: microtubule-based movement.
UCCUAGAAACACCUGUCAAUUGCUAACGAUCGAAUGCUAUCGUCGUAAAAUAACCUUUGCUUGAAAUUUACAACACCGAUGUUAUUCGAACCGAAAUCAUCAGAAAGGAAAUUUUACAACAAAAACAAAAAUGUCGCAGAGUAAGCCCAAAAGCGGCAGUAUUGCGGAAAACAAGCGGGAGGAACAGACACAGGAGUCUCUGGGAAGUGGGGACGUUUUGGCCGAGGGCAAACCCGAUGCGACCCCCAAUACUUCCAUUAUAGUUGAACACGCUGAUUCAGCUGGAGGAGGUGCAAUACACGAAGAGAUAAGACCAGCAAAGGACGUAACUAUUUACAAUGCCUACAAUAUGGGACCAGCUUUUGGCAACAAGUUCCCCUGUCCAUACAUACGCUACAUACUGCAACGAGUGCUUACGGAGAGACUGACUAAUAAAAGUUAUGCUGCUUCAGAUGCUGUGAAGUGGACCCGAGAAAUAGCCGACGAUAUCAAUAUGAAGAUGAAGGGACAGGGCCAGUACCCGCGAUACAAGCACGUUGUCAACGUAAUGCUCUAUCAACAGAAUGGUGGUGGCUGUUUCUAUGGGGCUCGUGCUAUAUGGGAUCUACUCUCAGACGAUUAUGUUAGCUAUGUCUUCGACGGUGGUAGUUUUGUUUGUAUUGCGAGCGUAUUUGGUUGUUAUACGUAUUAAUUUAGGCACAGAAGUAUUAAACAUUAAAGUUGUGACG